UUUGCAAAAUAAAAGAACGUCAUCUGAUACAGAAAUAAAAAAGUGAAUCCGUACAAAAUCUGCAUUUCUUUUCCAAUUCGUAAACAAAUUUUUUAUUUAAAAUAAUUAAAACUAAACGAUACUACCAAAUUUAUUUUCACAAUGGGUUGCGCUUGUUGUAAAGAUAGCUCAGAAGAAACCGAAUUAAUGCCAUCAGUUGAAACCCGAAGAAAACUACAAGAAGAAGCCGCUGAAAAACGUCGCCAAGAAAAUGAACAACGAGGCAUAAAAGAUCCGGAAAAAUUCCGUCGUCAACAAGAGCGUGCAGAGGAGCUGGAACGUCGAGAAAAGGAGGCCGAAAAGUAUGGUGGUGCCCCCACAUUGAAGUGGCAACAAGAUUAAAUCGAAGCACAGUCAUCAUAUAUCACAUCAUCAUCACAGCUAAAAUAUAUCACACCAAAUAAAAAAAUAUUAAAAACAAACAAAUGUCUGUUUGGGACAAAUUGAGGAGAGGGAUAAGCAAUCUAAAAUCUAUUUUUAUACCUGAUAACCCAUAAUAAAAUCAAUCAAAAUGGGUUAAUCCAAAGUGUUAUUUCGACUUUUCUAGAACUUUUUAUACUUCGCUUUGUUAUAUACGUCGUUUUGUAUUAUAAUUAUUAUUACAGUUAUUAAUGUAUUUGUUAUUGUUUUUUGUUAUCAUUUUUUUUUCUUCAAAAAUUAAAAAUAAAAUUGUUCUUAUUCUCGUGA
This is a messenger RNA of Episyrphus balteatus (marmalade hoverfly), 726 nucleotides long. RefSeq names its product capping protein inhibiting regulator of actin dynamics (gene Svip). Bases 142 to 381 code for a protein of 79 amino acids. Gene Ontology annotation, biological process: negative regulation of VCP-NPL4-UFD1 AAA ATPase complex assembly; negative regulation of retrograde protein transport, ER to cytosol; positive regulation of autophagy. The transcript is spliced from 3 exons. The record is from RefSeq and is a predicted model, not a curated record. NCBI's taxonomy places the organism in Eukaryota, Metazoa, Arthropoda, Insecta, Diptera, Syrphidae. Gene Ontology annotation, cellular component: endoplasmic reticulum membrane.